CUUUUCCGGUGUGUCGCAGUGUUUUUCCGUCUGACUUGACCCUGUGGGAAGAAGGAGUCCAUGAUGACAACUUGAAAACAGUAUCCUGGAGAGCUGACUACCUGCUGGAUACUGGUCGGCAGAAAGGUUCGUGUCCUGAGUGUCGCCUCGGUUCGGGAGCGGCUCAGCGGAGGAACGUCCACCAACCGUCCGGCUAACAUGAGCUCCGGCGGCUGCAACUGUUGUUUACAUCCAGCCCAGAUGAAGAUGGGCCCGGAGAGGCGUGUUAGCUAACCCGGCUACCCGAGCUGCUUCCAGGGAAGGUGUCAUUGGAAAGCCUGCUCUGUCAGGACCGGGGAGGUCCACCCGAACCGCCCGCCGCCUGAAGGGGAUGGAAGUGUCCUCCCAGGACCCACCUCUUGUGGCCAUGGACCUGUCAAAGAGCUACAACCCCCGGACCUGCAACCAUGCCGAGGCCAUGGACCUGGCCAAGAAGCCGGAGUGGUACCACCACAGCGCAGACGGAACCUCUACAUUUAGGUCCAGAGUCUCGGGGUCCUACAGCUCUUCUGGGGCACCCAUCCAGCAGGGCCCUGAGUCUUUGGGGUCCUACAUGAAUUCAAACCUCGCAUCGGGGCUGGAUCUGUUUCACGACCAGGUUCACAGCAGCCUGUGGCACGCCGGAUUCUACGGAACAGACCAAAGCAGUGGCCCGGUUCCUGAAAGUAGCGGUGGAGAGGAGAGCGACAGCGGUUCUGAUGUCAUCUUUCUGGUUUCCUCGACCAAGGAGCCACUCUUGUGUGGUUCUUUCAUCCAGGAUGGUGUAGGGCACAUUGUUGAGCCCCUGUCCCCCACCACGUCCUCGCCAGAUGAAGGGCAAGGGUGCUAUUUCCUACCUCAGCCCAUGAGCUCUCCUAGUCCCGACACUUCGUACUCCGAGGAAUCCUCGGACAGCUCAGUGGACGUUCCCGUGCAUCACAACAGGCCCAUAGUCCUUCUAUCGGAUCUCAGGGCUGUGUACAGAAACCCCACAGAAUCCGAUGUGGACGUUUCAAGUGAAGACAGUGACGUGAUCGAAAUUUCCGUCACCGACAACAAGAAGACAAAACUCUGCUGUAAGGAGAGUCCUCCUCAGAGCGAGAGUAAGACGUCUCGACCCAGAGAGAGAAGACACAGCGCCAGGAUCAGGAAGUCCGUCUCAGAGUCCCCUCAGUUGUCCAGCAGCUCGCUACGGCACAGCCUGAAGAGACGGGUCAAAAACGAUGCUGUGGGCAUUUACAAUGAGAACUGUGACUCUGACAACCUGAUGGAGCUAGCAGUGAAGUUCUCCAGCUCAGAAGACUCGGUCUCACAGCCAGCGCUAACACAGAGAGCGAGCAGCCCGUCAGAGGAGUCCGAUGCGGACGUCCAGACAGACAGGAAGUCUCCUCCUAAAGAUGAACAGCCUCACUGCAAAGCAUCAUACUCAAAGACUGUUAAUCGCAAACACCUGAAGCAGCUCACUGGUCCCAAAAUGAAAAGGUUGAGUAAAACCCAGCAGAACCAAGCCCACCGAACCACGCAGCAGCAGGUGACCUUGGCCUCCAAGAGCUCAGCAGGGAAGAGAAAGGCUCGACGAAGACGGAGGAAGGUCCAACACUCUGGACCUCCUGAUCUGUUCCCAUCCAGAGAACCAGAAAUGUUACUAAAAUAUUUAAAUGCUAAAGAGCAAAGAAAAGAGAGGAAGCCAGAAGCUUUCUGCCCAUUUGUUCACGUUGAGCAGCGGGUGUGCCGGGUGGUGAACUGUCAGGAGGAGGAGGAGGCCACGGUUCGGAGCAGCAGGGGGCAGCAGAAAGCCCCUGGGACCAUCCCUGGGUUCAUCCCCUCCACAUCUUGCUUCCAUCUGGGUCGGCCCAGCCCAGACGGCCAGCAGCAGGCUGAGCUGAUGUGCUGCCUUUGUGGGCAGACAGCCAACACCAUGGGUUUGGGAGACCUUCAUGGGCCGUACUUUCCCAGCGGCCCACUGGGUGACAGUUUCACCUGCAGGACCGAGCAAAAGAACGAGGUACACAAACUUCCUAAUGGCCAUUUGCCAAAUUCCUCAGGAGACGACUGCAAUGCUGACAAAGGUCUGCUCAGAGCUGACGGCGUGUCUACCGCUAAGGUGCCUGUUUUUCUGGAUGAGCGCUGGAUCCACGAGGACUGUGGGAUCUGGUCUGCGGGGGUCUUCCUGGUCCGAGGGAAGCUGUACGGUUUGGAGGAGGCAGCUCGGCUCGCUCAGGAGACGAUUUGUUCGACCUGCCAUCAAGCGGGAGCAAUUAUGGGAUGUUUCCAGAAGGGCUGCUCCAGAAAUUAUCACUUCACCUGUGCCAUUCAGUCAGGUUGUGUCCUCAACGAAGACAACUUCUCCAUGAGAUGUCCCGAACACAAAAAUAAAACCUUCACAUCUACAACCAGACAAGACAAGAGAUGACACAGAAGACACGUGGGGGCCACAGAGAACGUUCCUCACUUCUCCUCAGGGUUGGACUCGAGCUGUGACUCCACCUCAGCUGUUCAGUAAAGCUGCGUCUGCGGCUCAGACAGAAGGCGGGCAGCCGUCAUGACUGAAAUGGGGCCCGUCUUUCCUUUGCUUUUAGAAUCAACUUGUUCUGUUCUGUUAGUCUUAAUGUAAUGUUCCACAUGUAGUUCUGGCCCGAUCUGUUGCUGCUCACAUGGACUCUAAUAUUUAAGCCUAGUAAUGAACUCAGAGUUGAACUGACCUCAUGUAUCAGACGUGUUUAAUGUUAAUGACACUUUUUCUACACGUUUUUGUACGACUUUUAUAUUUUCCUGUUCCAGUUUCAGUCAUUUCCCGUUGUCGCAUGCACCAUUGGUAUUUGCUACUAUGCACUUUAUGUUUUAGUUAUUAUUUAAGUCUGUUCUUUCUUUUCUACUGAAGUUAUUUAAAUUUAACACAAAGCUGCACUAAGCUCAAGAGUUUGUCUAAAUGUUAGAGAUGAUGGUUGUGCCCUUGUCUGAGAAAACCUGCACAUUCCUCACAUUCAGGGUUAUUGUAGUUUAUUUAAUCUCUGCUUACACAAUGUGCAAAUCCAUAUUUGAUUUAGUAGCAAAUUUAAUUUAUAAACUGGAAAACGAGCUUCAGAUCGACCAAACCAUAAAAUAAUUUCUGAGAAAAAGGAGAAAAGAUGAUGUGUGGCUAUUUUCUCCAACUGAAAUACAAUUCAGCUUCUUCAAUGGGAAGUUUUUUGUGUAUUAAUUAACUUUUUGUGUAGUUUUAACUAAAUACUUUGGUUUAUGCUGGUGUGAAAUGUUCAUGAUUUGAAGGAUUAAAUAAAACUUGAGAAAACUA
This is a messenger RNA of Nothobranchius furzeri (turquoise killifish), 3310 nucleotides long. RefSeq names its product transcription factor 20. Lineage: Eukaryota; Metazoa; Chordata; Actinopteri; Cyprinodontiformes; Nothobranchiidae. Gene Ontology annotation, cellular component: nucleus. The record is from RefSeq and is a predicted model, not a curated record. Gene Ontology annotation, biological process: regulation of transcription by RNA polymerase II.